This is a messenger RNA of Thalassophryne amazonica, 1542 nucleotides long. RefSeq lists its product as uncharacterized. Lineage: Eukaryota; Metazoa; Chordata; Actinopteri; Batrachoidiformes; Batrachoididae. The transcript is spliced from 4 exons. Bases 484 to 1542 code for a protein of 352 amino acids. The record is from RefSeq and is a predicted model, not a curated record.
UGCGAAAAUAUUAAGAUUUCUUUCAUGAAGAAAAACACAUGUAACAUAAUGCCACACCAUUCUAAUCAUUGUCCACUUGAUUGACAAUGAAUUUGGCAUGUAUAUGGUUAAUUUGUAGAUUCUUGAAUGUUGGCUAUAUUAUGAUCUACAGCAUGUAUAGAAUAACCAGUUGAAAUUGAAACUAAAUUAGUAUGGCUGUUUUCACUAUUUGAAUUGUUUCCAUUUGAACAAUAUUUCUGUUUGCUUGAAGAUAAUUUGUAUACUGACUUUUUCCUUUUAUUAAUUUUAUGAGAAAUUGUAAAUUUUGAUAAACAUCAAUCAAGAUUAAAAAUAUGAAAUGCCACUUCUCUGCAUACUUGAAAUUCAUGUUGCUAAAGGUGCAUGUAUCCUAUAUUUUUUUCCUAGGAGCAUUCAAAGACUGACGAAGGGAUUGAUUGUAACCACUGUGGCACUGAUGUUGAACAACCUGAAACUGACUUACCAAUGAAUGAUCGAAUGGACAUCAGAAAUAGAGCUGUGUUUCAACAUAGUAGUUCUCAAGAAGGCGGGGUGGUUUUAGAACAGGAUGAUCUAGUGGACAAUGGAAGCAAGGAUGAUGUUCUCAAUGAAGUAGACCAAGCAGAUUCAGCAGACAUGUGGUAUGGUGAUGUUGGAUGUGAUCAUAAUGUUGAAGAUAACACUUGGCAUAUUGAUGGCAACAAGGAAGGCGAGGAUGAUUUGAGGCAAGACAUGGGUGGAGACUCAGUACAAAAUGAAGAAAUGGAUCAGGGGGAUGAUGAGGACUGGCAUGACAAUGGAGUUGACUCUGGAGGAGAUGAUGAAGAUGAUGAUUUUCAGCAUGGUGAUGGGGAGGAAGGAAAUGAACCAGAUGAUAAUUACCAGGGAUUCAGCCUUGAAGAUGGAAAUCUUCCAAUUUAUCCAGAUGCACCCAUCACCAAGUCACAGAGUCUACUGCUGAUAGUGUCCUAUGUCUUGCGGCAUGGUCUUUCUGAUAGUGCUUUGGAUGAUCUUCUUUCUUUGAUGAAUAUACACUGUCCAAACAGUGUUCCUACAUCAAAGUAUUUGCUGUACAAGAGUGUUGAAGAUUCAAUGUACGAGGUAUGUUUAUUUUUUAUUAAAUCAUCAUCUGUACUGACCAAUGUGUUUCAUAUAAAGGGAGUUAUGCUGCAUUUACACAUAGGCAGAAUGCAUUACGAACGUCAUAUUUGCUUCAUUCUUAACAUGAUCAGCGGCCAAGAAUGGUCCUCCUGCUUUGCUGCUGAGACAUUUAUGUUGAGCAUCGACAAAGAGGUUGUCAACAACCACAUCACUUCCUUCACACCUGUUAUCUGCCUGAUGUUUGGCAGUUACUACUGCUUCAACAUACACUACCCAGUAGAACUACGGUCUACACUGGAGUUCCUCCAACGGUGUUUCUUUUCAAUAAAUCCUGAGAAAGGCACCAAAGUCGAGUGGAAUAAUAAGAAGAAAGUGUUCUCAGUCAAUCCCAGGGUCCUCACUCUGAUCUCAGACCUUGCUGACCAUGAGUGGACCUACCAGUGA